Mobula hypostoma (lesser devil ray) is the source of this 2930-nucleotide messenger RNA. RefSeq names its product surfeit 4 (gene surf4). The transcript is spliced from 6 exons. NCBI's taxonomy places the organism in Eukaryota, Metazoa, Chordata, Chondrichthyes, Myliobatiformes, Myliobatidae. Gene Ontology annotation, biological process: Golgi organization. The record is from RefSeq and is a predicted model, not a curated record. The coding region runs from base 114 to 923 and encodes 269 amino acids. Gene Ontology annotation, cellular component: membrane; endoplasmic reticulum; endoplasmic reticulum-Golgi intermediate compartment.
CUGUGUGUUCUGGGAGACAGACGGACUCCGCCCCGCCUCCCCAAUCGGUGGGAGCGGGGAUCACUUCCGGUGGGGAGCCCGAGCGGCGGGAGCGCGGCAUCGGCAGCGGCGCCAUGGGUCACACCGAUAUCAUGGGAGCGGCGGAGGACAUCGCCGACCAGUUUCUGCGAAUGACCAAACAGUAUCUGCCGCAUCUUGCCAGAUUGUGUCUAAUAAGCACCUUCCUGGAGGAUGGAAUUCGUAUGUGGUUUCAGUGGAACGAGCAGCGGGAUUACAUUGAGGUCACCUGGGGUUGUGGCUACUUCUUGGCUACCUGCUUUGUGCUGAUUAAUCUAUUCGGGCAAUUAGGGGGAUGCAUCCUGAUAUUAAGUAGAAAUUUUGUACAAUAUGCCUGCUUUGGACUAUUUGGAAUUAUAGCAUUACAGACUAUUGCCUACAGCAUUUUAUGGGAUCUGAAGUUCCUGAUGAGGAACCUCGCACUUGGAGGUGGUUUGCUGCUAUUGCUUGCUGAGUCCCGGUCAGAAGGUAAAAGCAUGUUCGCUGGAGUUCCAACAAUCAAGGAGAGUUCACCGAAACAGUACAUGCAACUCGGGGGCCGGGUGCUGCUCGUCCUGAUGUUCAUGACCUUGCUGCACUUCAACUCUAGUUUCUUCUCGAUUAUCCAGAAUGUUGUGGGAACAGGAUUGAUCGUCUUAGUGGCAAUUGGAUUCAAAACCAAGCUGGCGGCUCUAACCCUGGUCAUCUGGCUUUUCAGUCUCAAUCUCUACUUCAAUGCGUUCUGGACUGUCCCCACCUACAAGCCCAUGCAUGACUUCCUCAAGUAUGACUUCUUCCAGAGCAUGUCUGUGAUCGGAGGGCUCCUUCUUGUGGUGGCCCUGGGCCCCGGUGGUGUGUCUAUGGAUGAAAAGAAGAAAGAGUGGUGAUUGGUGUAACGUCUCCAAAGCCACAGCCCUUUCAUCUCCCUUCUUUCCCCUGCUCUCUCUUUGUUCCCUCAACCUCCCCUCUUUUUCUCCUCUCCCCAGUGAACACUAUUUUGUACUGUUUGUGUGAUUCUACCCAGACUUCAGUGUAUUUGCAUAUUCAGGGUAUAUACUGCUCCACUAUUCAUUUUGGUAACAUCACAGAACAGAGCCUUAAUCUUUGAUUUCACCCAUUGAAAAGUAAAUUAAAAUCUCACCGUAAGAUCUAUUUAUAGUUCACACUUUAAACAUUGUGUGAUUCUGUAAUAAAGAGUGAGCCCACCCCUUAAAAAAUGAAGUAAACCCACAAUUUUGGCUCCGGCUGUUGUGGAGUGAGCUCUCUUUAUAUAUUCAUCUCUUGAGAAGAACUGAGAGAAGAUAUUGAAAUUUUUCCUGUUCUCUUAGGUUGCAAUCUGCAGCUGGCUGACAAAAGUCUUAAUUACUGUAGAUUACAUUUCAGUAUAAUGGUUACAUUCUCAAAAGGGGUUGCAACAAUAUCCCUCAAUACAAAAGAACACUAUACCAUAGUUGUGUACCCUAUCUUAUCUCCUACCCCGACAGCUUUUGUACGCAAGAUAAUAAUUAGGAUUGGGAGAUCUGAUUAAAAGUUAAUGUAUCCAUUUGGAUUGAUAUUUUUAAUUAUAUGUUACAUUUACACUGCCAAAGCUCUUUAUCCCCCCACCCUCUCAUUCCCCAGAGCAGAGGUAGGUGGAGGCUAUGAGUCAAGCUUUUACAGAUUGUGGUUCACCAAAUCCAACCUCUCACAGCAAGAUUUAAAGUUAAUAAUGCAGGCUGCCCUAUGAUCACGUACAGCAGGCCAGGCAGUUCCGAAAGGUUGACAGUUCUGUCCAUCUGGCCUGUGUUGAGAUAGAUAAUGGAAACUGAGGGUCCCAUUGCCAGGAUUCAUUUCACCUGGUGGUCUAUGCCAAAAAGGUUAUGUGCAUGUUCAGCUUGGUUUUAUAACAGUAAUUAUGUUAAUGUGUGCACUGAUUAAUGUACUUCAGUCCAUCUUCAUUGUUGAAAAUCCUGCUGUCAUUCUCUGUAGUCACGCAAGGAAAAUGGCUCCCUUGUUUGAGAUUCCAAGUGAUGACCCGUGCCCACGAAACCCACAUUCCAACGUAGACGAUGCCCUUCCGAAGAAAGAUAAUAUCAGGUUUCACUAACCAGCGUAAAAGAGGUGAAUUGCUAAAUGAAGCCUGACCAUCUUAACAAAGAACAUCUACAUUGCCUGCACUGUCAAUCAAUGAUUUGUGAAUUGGAGGAACAUGGGGGAACCUAUACACUAAUUCCCAAAGGGCAAGUCUUGGUCUCGCAGUCCAAGAUGUUACUUUAACCACAUCUUCUUUUCUUUUAGCUUGAGUUUUGGUUUCUACAAGUGAGCUGUGGGGAAGCAGCAAGAGAAGCUAGUUGACAGGUGGCCCCUUAAAAGUUUGUCUCCAAAGAAAAUGGCACAAUAUUAUUGUGCAGUUGCCCUAAACAGUCCCUGGCUGUAUACUGCUGAUUGCAAUGGCUCCUGCAGGAACUUGCUUGUGCAGGUUCGACUUGGAUAUAAAGCCUUGUGUAUUCAUACAGUUCAUUCUCACUCCUGACACUAGCUAGCAGCUUUGGGCCUGGAGGUCCUUGGCAGGAUGUGGGAGCGGAGACAAAUUAUUUAUAUAAUACAGCAAUAAGGAUGGACUCUUGCUCAAAACACUGUGGAGUAAAUUGUCAGUAUUAGUCAACGUGCCUGACUGGGUGGGGAAGGGGAGGCGAAACUGCAUUCAGCUGGAGAACCUUCACACAGGAUUGCGUUUUGUUUUUACGCAUCAAGUACAAGUUCCUUGGUGCUGAUGUGCGCUCUGUCAUACAGUCUGCUCCUGCCCCUGCCCCAGGGGCAAUAAGAGCUACAAAAGGUCAGGAACCUUCAGAAAUUGUGAUGUCAAGUUUUAGCUGUUGAAAUAAAAGCUUUGAUUCCUUUCCCCACCCUUCAUA